Zingiber officinale is the source of this 1747-nucleotide messenger RNA. RefSeq names its product pentatricopeptide repeat-containing protein PPR5 homolog, chloroplastic-like. The record is from RefSeq and is a predicted model, not a curated record. Gene Ontology annotation, molecular function: mRNA binding; protein binding. The transcript has 2 exons. NCBI's taxonomy places the organism in Eukaryota, Viridiplantae, Streptophyta, Magnoliopsida, Zingiberales, Zingiberaceae. The coding region runs from base 3 to 1490 and encodes 495 amino acids.
CCAUGCUCCUUAUGGACCAAUACAAACCCACUCAAAUCCUUGCCCCAAACCACACUCCGGCGGCUAUCGUGAUGCACCCGAUCCACACUCAAUUCCGAUGCCCAAAUCCCUCGGCGCUCUCCUUCUCUCGCGCCCCACUCUACUCCCUCUCCGUCCGUGCUGCCAACUCCGUCUCCGCCAGGCCGAGGAGGAAAGCCUCAGCCGCCAAGAGCGGCGACGCGGUCGAGGAGGCGUCGCUGCUCGUUCGCCAGAUCCUACGGAAGUCCGGAGACCGGAAUGAACCCGUGGUGGUCACGCUUAGCAAGUUCGUGAGGAUCAUCCGCACCGAGCACUGCUUCCUGCUCUUCGAGGAACUCGGGAAGCGCGACCUCUGGCUCCAGUGUUUAGAGGUCUUUAGAUGGAUGCAGAAGCAACGAUGGUAUAUUGCUGAUAAUGGUAUCUACUCAAAAUUAAUAUCUGUGAUGGGUAAAAAAGGGCAGACAAGAAUGGCCAUGUGGCUUUUCUCAGAGAUGCGAAAUAGUGGAUGCAGGCCAGACACUUCUGUGUACAAUGCAUUGAUCACGGCCCAUCUUCAUUCACGAGAUAAAUCCAAGGCCUUGGCAAAAGCUAUAGGAUACUUUGAGAAAAUGAAAGGAAUUGAGCGGUGCCGACCAAAUAUUGUUACUUACAACAUCCUUUUAAGAGCAUUUGCUCUAGCUGGGGAUGUGAAGCAAGUUGAGACAUUGUUCAAAGAUCUUGAGCAAAGUAUCGUCUUUCCUGAUAUCUACACAUACAAUGGUGUCAUGGAUGCGUAUGGAAAGAACGGGAUGCUCAAACAAAUGGAGGCUGUACUUUUGCUCAUGAAAAGCAAUCAGUGCAAGCCAGAUUCAAUUACCUUCAAUCUCCUUAUUGAUGCAUAUGGACGACAACAAGCAUUCGAGAAAAUGGAGCAAGUAUUUAGAAGCUUGUUGCGUUCAAAGGCGAAGCCUACACUUCCUACAUUUAAUUCAAUGAUAACUAACUAUGGUAAAGCUCGACUCAAAGAUAAAGCAGAAAAUGUUUUGAAGAAGAUGGCUGAUUUGGGUUUCAAACCAAGUUAUAUCACCUAUGAGUGCCUCAUUACAAUGUAUGGAUAUUGCGAUUGUGUCUCAAAAGCUAGGGAUAUUUUUAAUGAGAUGAUAAAUACACAAAAGGAGGUGCAGAUUUCGACUCUGAACUCUAUGCUUGAAGCAUAUUGCCAAAAUGGUUUGCCCAAUGAAGCCGAUCAGCUAUUGGAUUAUGCAAUUGAAAGGGAAUUGGUUCCAAAUGCUUCAACUUAUAAAUUACUUUACAGGGCCUAUGCGAAAGCUAACAUGAAAGAGCUUAUUAAUAAUUUGCUACAGCGGAUGGAUGCUCAGGGUAUUGUUCCAAACAAGAAGUUCUUUUUGGAGGCUUUAGAAGCAUUUGGUUCUGAAACAAUACAUGAAGCUAGUAUAACAGAUACUUCAAAUGCUCAGCUAGUUAAAUCCUAGAUGUCUUCAGUCAUUAAGAAUUAGCCUAAUUUCUUGUGAGUGUUUCUUGCAAGCCAAAAGGCAAUAUUGGUAGGAAUUCAGUUUAUAAAACUAUAUCAUUCUGCUUCAAUGGUGAUGGUUGUUUCUGUCAGAAUCGGUUUAUUACACCUUAAAAAUUGCCAUCAAGUCUACUUUACGAUGUUCAAAACACAAGUGGAGGACAGAGAAUAGAGUUGUUUUACAAAAUACUAAAUAAAAAGUUUGUUCAUCUUUUUCAA